UGCGACCAAGUUGGCCUUCCCUAGUUUCAGUAUUUUUCGCAGAAUUUAUUUGGUGCACAAGCACCGGUUGUCAAUAUAAUUAUAAUUAUAUUAAACCCCCCUAAAACAAGCAAAUCAACGGCAAUCGAACAUCCCAACGGGCUAAUAAUAAACGCCAGAGAGUGGCGCACAUCCGCCAAUUGCUCAACAUCAAUCGAGGAAAACACGGCGGAAAAAUGGAUCUGCUCGACUCAAUACUCAACGCCAUGGAUGCGCCGCCUGCCAACAACGAGCAACAGAAGACGCUGAUCAAGAAACAGCGGGAAAUGAUGGAGCGGAUGCAGAACAAACAGAAGGAGGAGCUCCUCCGCUUCCGAAAGUAUGUGGACGAACGGAUGGGACGAUUCGCCAAGGACGACAGGCGAUACAUCGAGUUCCAGCCGCUGGAUAAGGUGCAUCGCUCGGUGAUCCACGAAGUAGCCGAAAAUGGCGGUUUCAUUGCCAUGAGCUUUGGCCGCGAGGAUGUGGACCGUCAUUCGGUUGUGUACAAAAAGGAGCACGCUCCUGGCGAGGAUGAAGUCACGGCCCGUCGGAAUGGAGACGGCUGGAACGAGGAGAUAGCCAAGGAGUACGCGGAGCGACGGCGGGAACGAUUGGCGCAGGAGCAAAGUGACAAAGAAGCCUCCACGUCCGAAGCAGCAAGUUCCGCCUCGUCCACAUCCGCAGCCGCGGAUCAGGACUCCGGCGAAGUUAAGCCUACGACCAACUACAAGGCCAAGUAUGCCCACCUCAUCGGAGAGUCGGCCGCAUUGCAGGCGGCCCGUAAGACGGAGACCAACCAAAGCUACGGAUUCGUGCCCAGCAAGAACAAGAAGGAUGUGCGCUCCAUCGAACAAACGUUGGCCGACAUCCAGGCCAAAAAGCGUCUGCGAUUGGCUCAGCAGCAGGAGCUAGAGCAGGAGCAGCUUGCGCAAGAGGCAACCACAUCCACAGAGGACCCAUGAGUCGGCUGGGACCCAAUUAGUAUACAGAUAGCUCACUUAAUGCAAGACUGUCGGAACCCAAAAUGAUUAUACUUUGUAAGGGCAUCUAAGAAAACCAUAAAAAGAGAA
Molecule: messenger RNA, 1091 nt
Organism: Drosophila erecta
Lineage: Eukaryota; Metazoa; Arthropoda; Insecta; Diptera; Drosophilidae
Product: sperm-associated antigen 7
Exons: 2
Coding region: 216-983 (255 amino acids)
Molecular function (GO): nucleic acid binding
Source: RefSeq, a predicted model, not a curated record